This is a messenger RNA of Lolium perenne, 1350 nucleotides long. RefSeq lists its product as uncharacterized. The record is from RefSeq and is a predicted model, not a curated record. Lineage: Eukaryota; Viridiplantae; Streptophyta; Magnoliopsida; Poales; Poaceae.
GUUUUCUUACUAGACAUGCUGGAAUGUGUGAUGAAACAUCUGCCUCUCACUCACGAAAUCAUGCUUCAGCAUAUGUUCCGUUGCGCGAUAAUUCUAUGCCUGCACUAGAAUUUGCAGAACUAUCUCGGGGCCGACCUGGAUCAGAACAAUUCAAUCCACAGAUGCUGACGUGGGACGCAGAAGCACAAGAAUUUGAAGAAUUACUAUCUCUGUGCCGACCUGGAUCAGAACAAUUCACUCCACAGAUGCUAAUGGGGAAUACAAAAGCACAAGAAUUUGCAGAAAUAUCUCGCGGCCGACCUGGAUCAGAGCAAUUCGAUCCACAGAUGCUGACGUGGAAUGCAGAAGCACAAGAAUUUGAAGAACUAUCUCUGUGCCGACCUGGAUCAGAACAAUUCACUCCACAGAUGCUGAUGCGGAAUACAAAAGCACAAGAAUUUGCAGAAAUAUCUCACGGCCAACCUGGAUCAGAGCAAUUCAAUCCACAGAUGCUGACGUGGAAUGCAGAAGAAUUUGAAGAACUAUCUCUGGGCCGACCUGCAUCAGGACAAUUCACUCCACAGAUGCUGAUGCGGAAUACAGAAGUAGAUGUCAAAGGAAAGAGACUUGCAUCAGAAGUAAAGCAGAUAAAGGCGAAGAUCCUGAGGUUGAACGUUGCUUCUGUGGUUACACCGGUUGGUCUUAAAAGUGCUGCAGCAGUUUUGAUUAGGGAUGGUAGCACGGCAAAGUUCAUGACUGCAUCAUGCUUUCGUACGACGCUAUACAUGGAUCCAGCUCUUCUUUUUGCAGCUGCUUGUUGUGAAGGGAUCAAAAGUGCUGUUCUCUUGUCUGAACCAACUACCAUUGUGCUGGAGUCCCAUCAGGCCCCUCUGCUUGAGCACCUAGCUGCCACUCAGAGUGGAGCGAGUGAACUAAUACAGCUGAAACAAUUUCUGCACUCGAAUCCGCCAUAUUUCAUAAUCCGGACUAUUUCAGAAGAAUCCAAUGGUGCUGCUUGUCAAUUGGCCCGUCAUGCUUUGCAAAUGGAGGAGUCGAAUAAGGUCUGCAAGGAUCCUCCGGAUUGGCUUAUCCCUUACUUAGAUCAAUGAGGUUAGUUACUCUGAGUUUGGAAAUGAUUCACUGGCAACUCAGCAGAAAGUUUCAACUAUAGCAUGCAUGGUGUAAUUGGCAGCUAUAGCUUAAUUCUUUGAGUGUAGAUAUAGGCAAGUAUAGUUACAGUAACAUUCUUUGUACCGCACAUGCUACUGAUACAUACAUGAAUCGUUUGCUUUCUCGAUGUGAUGUGCACCUAGCUCUGAUAGAUGUAAAACCUGUAUGAGAUCAUAUAUUGAUGAAUUGCAAAUGAUUACA